GAUUAUGUUACAAGAACAAGAAAGCCUUCCAUUUUCAGGUUCUAUGACACACAGUUCAGGGGUCCAUCAAAUGACAACAGUCGAUAGUUAUGAUGUGUCUGCAUCUGACCAAAGCGUCCUUGUUCAGCCAAACAUGUGCCACCCAAAAAAGGGUACUCGGCUGAAGAUCAGUCCAUCUGGAAUUUCUGUAUCGCCUAUUGCUUCGGAAGGCCAAGUUGUAAUUGAUGCGCAAAAACAUAACAGUGGAUGUAAGCGGCGACACGACACUAGCUGGUAUUCCCAAUUGGCACCUGAACAAAAAGAAGCAUAUUUACAAAGAGGCCGUGAGUAUAAAAGAAGAAGAAAGUCUCAAGACGCAAGUUGCAGCCAUGCACAAGAUACAUCUGAUGGGGCAAUUAGUAGUAAUUUACAAAAUACAGUUGGAUAUACUCAUGUGCAACUACAAGGUCAUACCAGCCGUCAACAUGAAUAUCUCAUCUACCUGCCAAAGGAUUCUUUUCCUGCCAUUCAAGAUAACAUUGGGGAAACAUGAGAAAUGCUUGGAUAUAAUGAUGACCCUGACGAAGAAAUUCGUAUGUUUAGUGGGCAUGGUAAGUAUUACUGUACUUAAUCGACAAUACUACUUUUAAAUAUGAUUUGUAUUUCUAAUCUAGCCUAAUAAACAAUGCAGGUUUUGAAUUUUAGUCGUAUUUAGAAAAUAAUAAUGCCCAAAGUUGCAUUCAGGCAGAUCCAUAUGAUCAUAUAUAUCAAAAUUUACCCACUGAUUAUCAUCUUCUAGAUCUAGUUCCUGACUGUAGGCAUUGCAAUGCAAAAAGGUUCCACUAUGAGAAACCAACGUUUUGUUGCAUGGGUGGAAAAGUUAAAAUAGUAACUCCACCAGUCCCUGAUGAAUUACGUCGACUGUACAGCAGCCAAGAUCCAGAUGCGAAGUAUUUCCGGGAUAACAUACCUUACUUCAAUUCUCACUUCUCCUUUACAUCUCUUGGUGUUGUCUUG
This is a messenger RNA of Aegilops tauschii subsp. strangulata, 996 nucleotides long. NCBI's taxonomy places the organism in Eukaryota, Viridiplantae, Streptophyta, Magnoliopsida, Poales, Poaceae. The record is from RefSeq and is a predicted model, not a curated record.